GGGUUGAUGUUCUUAAUGGUGAUGUUCGCUCUAGGAACAAUGGCUGCUCCAAUGGCUACUGCUACUAGGGUUGACGUUGCUCAGCUGCUCGCUGCCAUUGACAUACCAGCUAGAAAGGCUACUACUGGGGACAGUAGCUGGUGCGAUAACUGUGUCUGCACAAAAUCAAUUCCUCCAUAUUGCAGUUGCUCGGUUGCUUCUCUUUGCCCCAAAUGCGUCUGCUACUUAACUGUCUCUACUGCAUUUCAGAAAUUGUGUGAAUCUCUCGCAACCAAAUUGGUCAAUUUCUGUCCUCCCAUUGUCACAACUACUGAGAGGACCUAAGCAAGCAG
This is a messenger RNA of Telopea speciosissima, 332 nucleotides long. RefSeq lists its product as uncharacterized. The record is from RefSeq and is a predicted model, not a curated record. Gene Ontology annotation, molecular function: serine-type endopeptidase inhibitor activity. The transcript is spliced from 2 exons. Gene Ontology annotation, cellular component: extracellular region. Lineage: Eukaryota; Viridiplantae; Streptophyta; Magnoliopsida; Proteales; Proteaceae. Bases 7 to 324 code for a protein of 105 amino acids.